Molecule: messenger RNA, 932 nt
Organism: Amphimedon queenslandica
Lineage: Eukaryota; Metazoa; Porifera; Demospongiae; Haplosclerida; Niphatidae
Exons: 5
Coding region: 104-775 (223 amino acids)
Source: RefSeq, a predicted model, not a curated record
GGUUGAUAACCUUAGGUGUUGUUUUAUAAAAGCCUGAGGUCAAAGCUAAUCAUUGUUCUUCACACAUUCAGGGCUGCAAUUUGUGUUUGAUCUGAAAAACAAAAUGAAGACCUUUAUUUUCUUGACUCUCUUCUGUCUUGCAUUGGCCCAAACGCCUCCAGAGAUCACCGAAUCUUUCUUGGCCAGGUUCAGGUUUCAGUAUAAUUCUACAAGUGCCAAAAUGACUGUUGAUGGAGAAGGAACUUGGGUCAGAAGUGGGGAUGUAAAUGCUGAGGAGAUGGAAUUAGAUGUAAAAGUUAACAUUGAAGGAGACAAUGUGACCCAUCACGUCCGCUCCGUUAAUCUUACUCUUUACGGUGCCCGUGACUCUGAAGAAUAUUAUGUCAUUGAGGUCGAUGGGAAGAAGGGACAAUGUUUAGAUGCUUUGCUUGCUUGGCCUCACGAAUUGCCUCAUAUAUGGGACUGGUUGAAAGUGGCUAAGAAUAAUGGCACCAGAAAGAUUGGUAUUUACGAGCUUCAAGUCUGGAUUGCAGCAGAUACUGGAAAUUAUCUAGCAGUUUACUUAGAAAAGGACAACACUCCUUACAUAUUGGAGAUUAUUCAAGGUGGCAACUUUACUCGGUUCACCUUUAUGGAUUUCCGUCAAGAGCAACCUCAUGAUAAUCAUUCAUUCCGUGUACCUGACGAAUGUAGGGGUGAAGUUAUCGCUGAUGGACAGACUGACAAGAUUCCAAGUAUCUUCAGCGAGUGGUUUCAAUUUGUCUUCUGGAAAUGAGUGAAAGCGUAAAGUGUUGUGUCGUAAUAACUUUGCAGCAGCUAAUAUAGCUGUUGUUGCACACUGAAACUGAAUUUGUGUGUCCCUUGUCAGUUUGUUAUUUCUUUAUCGCUGCUCUUGUUAUGUAAACUUUUUCAAACUUAGCUUUCACAUUUAA